AUGGAAGAAAGAUCAGAUUCUAUAGCGACCUCACAAUCAGGAAGUGAAAUGAGUCACAGUGAAGCCAAGAACAGGGUUGAAACGAAUACCAGGAAGAGAAAGUUUGCUUGUGUGGAAUGCAGACAGCAGAAAUCAAAAUGCGAUGCGCACGAAAGAGCACCAGAGCCAUGUACUAAAUGUGCUAAAAAGAAUGUCCCAUGCAUCUUAAAGAGAGAUUUUAGAAGAACUUACAAAAGAGCAAGAAAUGAGGCUAUCGAAAAAAGAUUUAAAGAGCUUACUAGAACUUUAACGAACUUAACUUCGGAUGAAAUUUUGAAGAGAAUUGAGGAAGAGCAAGAGAUUGUUUUGGAUAAUAGCAACUUUACGAAAGAAAAAGUAAAACAGCUGAGGAAAAGUGCCUUUGAGUCCACAGAUAUUGAAUCAAAAACUUUUAGAACAUUCCGGGGAGACCCGAUUGCUUAUAAUGCCAGAAAACAUAUAGAUUCUUCUCCCUUGACACUCUUAAGCUCGUCAACGAAUUUUGAUACUGCGCAGUCCAUAAACGUCAUGACAGAAGAACAACUAAAAUGCUUGCCUAAAAGUCUAGGCGAUAUCUAUUUGUCAAGCAGUGAUAUUGCUGAGCUAUUUCAAGAAUUUGCUACGAAAUAUCAUCAGUUUUUACCGGUAGUCGACCUGGCUAAAGGAGCUGAACGGAUCUAUAACUUAUCUCCAUGUUUAUUUUGGGUCAUCUUGCUUAUUGGAUUGAGGCGAAAAUUUGGAGCUACGGACUUAAUGACCAGGUUGUCUGUAUUGGUAAAAUCUGUGUUAUCAGAAAUUACCAUAUCUCCAAUCAUUCGAUAUACUCCUUCAGAUAAAGACGAACCCGUUCUAAACGUAGCAUCUGUGUACUCAGUGCAAGCAUUCCUUCUAUACACUUUUURGCCUCCGUUAACUUCUUCGUUAAGCGCCGAUACUUCGUGGAAUACCAUAGGAACAGCAAUGUUUCAAGCACUUCGAGUAGGCCUAAAUUGUGCAGGUUUUUCGAAAGAAUAUGCAUCUGCAAAUUCGGAAUUGGUCAACGAGCAAAUACGAACUUGGAUUUGCUGUAAUAUAGUCUCCCAAACAGUUGCAUCAUCAUUUGGGUUUCCAGCUUAUGUUUCCUUUGAUUAUUUAGUAAUAAGUUCUACCAGAGUGCCUAGUUCAAAAAGCCAAGUGGAUAUACCCAAUGAACUAAGGCAAAUGGCCCAAAUCGCUAGAUUUGAGAAUCAAAUUGUAAACACCAUGAACUCCACCCCAGCGAGUGCGACGGGGAUGGUAAGUCAAGAGGAGAAACAGCCCUUGUUGCAUGUGCUCAAUCAACAGCUAGGCCAAUUAGAGAUCAGUCUUGAAGAAAAUAACCUAGAUGAUAUACGGAAAUUUUUGUUACUAGUAGCGAAAGUUCACUUAUUAACAUAUUAUUUCACUGAUAUAACGUCUCAGGAUGCGGGGAAAUUUAAUGCUAAUAUCUAUGAGGGAUCGUAUUCCGUUAUGGAACUCGAUACAAGUUUUGAGACAAAGCGUGGAUUAGUCAAGGUCUAUAACGCUGCCGUAAAAUUUCUUAUACACGCUAAUAGGAUGUGGGAACAGGACCCGACCAUCAUCAAGUAUUUUCCAGGUUUAUUCGUCUUGAAUAUAUGGCAAUCUGCCUGUAUCAUUAGUAAACUCAUACAUUCAUCACUGCAUUCGAUGUUGGAUAUUAUUUCGGGCAAAAAGGCUUAUAACAAUGCGAUUUCAUUAACGUUUAAUGCCUCGGUUUUGAAAUAUGAUAUGGCAUAUAGAUCAUCCGGAAUAAUGCGAAGUAUAUGGAGUUUAUUUGCGAAUAUGUACGAUGCAUGGAAAAAUGAUCAAAGGGAAGGUGAGAAAAAACUGGAGGAUGAUUUCAAUUUAGGAAUCACCAUAAAAUCUAGGAUGUCGGUAAAUGUCUUUUUUGACUGCUUAUACAUUUUAAAGGAGAAAUGUGGUAUGGCCAAAUUAGAAAGAGACACCAAGAUUUCUACAGCAUACAACGUUGAUGAUGAGGAGGAAGAUGAGGAGGAAGAAGAAGAAGAAGAAGAGGGGGAAGAGGAGGAGGAGGAGGCACUAACUGGAAGUAUCCUGGAGGGUAUGGACAAUCAACAGUUAAGAACGAGAAAAUUCACUAAUGUACGGCAUCCAGAAAAGAAGGCGAGAAGAAUAAUUGAAACCAUUCCGUUGGAUCCGAACCCAAUCAAUGCAGGUUCUACUAGUAGCGGAAGCUCCUUAACAACUCCAAAUAGCCAAGUAGCAAACACUAUAUCAUAUAGAGGUAUCCUUAACAAAAUGUCCCCAAGAGAGCAGUUGAAUCACGCAAACUUAGAUUCCGGUGCUAUCACAGAUAUGAAGCAAAACGAAAUUAAUAAUGAACAUUUACCAAUAGCGACCGCUGUUGGACACUUAGCGAGUCAACCGCCUCAUCCAAUAACACAGAUUCAAGAAAAUGUUCAACAGAUGGCGCAGACCAACUCUUCUCUAUUAGAAACGCAUGCUGUGACUCAGACGAACCCUGUUUCAAGCGGAGAUAAAGAAUCCCCUAAUUCCAUUAUGGCGAAUUGGGACAACUGGGAAUCUGACAUGGUUUGGAGAGAUGUUGACAUUUUAAUGAACGAAUUUGCUUUCAAUCCUAAGGUUUGA
This is a messenger RNA of Saccharomyces eubayanus, 2667 nucleotides long. It is a transcript of the gene LEU3, whose product is annotated as leucine-responsive transcriptional regulator LEU3. Gene Ontology annotation, biological process: regulation of DNA-templated transcription. Gene Ontology annotation, cellular component: nucleus. The transcript has a single exon. NCBI's taxonomy places the organism in Eukaryota, Fungi, Ascomycota, Saccharomycetes, Saccharomycetales, Saccharomycetaceae. Gene Ontology annotation, molecular function: transcription cis-regulatory region binding; DNA-binding transcription factor activity, RNA polymerase II-specific; zinc ion binding. The record is from RefSeq and is a predicted model, not a curated record. The coding region runs from base 1 to 2667 and encodes 888 amino acids.